Molecule: messenger RNA, 1025 nt
Organism: Moneuplotes crassus
Lineage: Eukaryota; Ciliophora; Spirotrichea; Euplotida; Euplotidae
Source: the annotation of a GenBank genome assembly
AAUAUUUAAAGCAUCUGAAAAAAAUUCAUGAGCGCAACUGAUAAUAAGUGGAGAACUGCAGACUUUGAAGAAAACUACUCCAGGCAAAGUAAGGAGCAAGACCAAGCCAGCGAGGCUGCCUCCAGAAGAUCCGAGUUUGACAAUCUCUCUCAGACCGCCAUUAUUGAGGAGAACCGGGAGAAGAUCCGGAAGUUGCAGUUAAAAUCGGCUAAUUACAAGCAGAAAGAGAUUAAGCUCAAGAGAGAUAAGGACUAUCUCAAGAAGCAGUUGGAGAAGCUCGAGAGCACGGUUGAUAAACUCGAAGAACAUAGGUGCCAGGACGCAGAAAGCCUACUAGAACAGGAAGAGAGAUUAUCUGAGCUCAAAGGCAGGUACAGAGCAAGUGAAAACCCAAAUGAGAUUAAGAAGACCAAGGCUUCCAUUACUAAAUUCACCAAGGAAGAGAGCAAACUGCUCAAGGAAGCUAAAGGAAAGCUGGAAGUAACAUCUAAUAAUUAUUCUGAGCUAGCUCAACUUGUACCUGAAAUGUAUGAAAACUUAAGAAAGUUGAAAUUUUAUGGUGAUAAACAGAUGAAUGAGAUCUUGUUACGCCAGAUCAGCAUUUAUGUUGACCAGCUCCAGGAGAAAGCUAAGGAAUAUUCUAAGCAAAAGUUGACAAGUUUGGAUGAUAACAAAAAUCUCCGUAUAAAGCUCAAGCAGAAAUACGAUGAAUUUGAGCAGUUGAAGGAAGACACCUUGGAAGAUUACAAGCAAUUAUUCGAGUGUAAUAGGAAACUCAACCACUAUGAGACUGAUUUUAUUAUCGAUAAAGAGGGAAUUAACAAAACAACGAACUUGAGCCAAUCAUUAUCUCAGACAGACCACAGCACUACUACUUUCUUGGAGAACCGUGGUGUUGCAGGAGAACAGAACGAGGUUAAUAACAUCAAUCUUGACAUCUUGUCUCGUUUGAGGGACAGACUGCAGGAAACCGAGCAUAAGGAUGAUGAUAUUGUAAAGUUAAUUGAGAAGUUACCCAUGUAAAC